AUGGACGCCGUGUACGGCUUACUUUCGGGCAGCUGGCUGCUCGGCACCCCCAAGGCGCCGCCAAAACCGGAGGCAGUAGAUGACGUGGACAAGCCAGUGCCGGAGGAAUGGAGGUCCAAGUAUCCCUUCAGAAGCGACGAUCCCACGGAGCAGCGCCUGAAGCAGCUGCUAGAAGCGUACGAGGAGUCCAGCAGAGAGGUGAGGAGUGGUUCAGCGAGUCUUCUAAAAUUCAAAACUUGCGCGUCAGCUUUCACUGCUCCUGUUCCCCCCUCCUCCACCCCCUCUCCCCCUUCCCUCCAAUCGCUCCCUCUGCGCGCGGCGCGCGGGCAGGGCGCGUCAGCGGCGGCGAGCGCGACGCUGCUGGUGUUCCUGUCGGCGCUCGUCGAGGCGUACGCCGACUGGUUCCCGCCGGAACCGGACCCCGACGCGCACGGCCGCGCCGAUGACGCGCACGACGACGCGCACGGGGGCGACGGCGCGGAGGGCGAGGGGGAGGCGGGCGGGCAGCGGCUGGGGCACCCGCUGGAAGUGGUGCGGUGCGUGGCGCGCCAGCUGGCAGAGUUUGCACGCGUGGCAAAAUCACGAGGGCCAUCUGCGUCUGCAGAAAACCAAUCGGCCAAUCAAGACGCGCCAGGUGGCAGCGCAUCAGAGGGGCAGAGCCGGUCGGCGGUGGGCAGCACGACGCUGUGGAUCGCGUCGCUUGCCAUGGGCGCGGGCAGGGGGGCGGGGGAGGGCGCAGGGGGCGCGGGGGAGGCGGGGGACGCGGAGGAGGAGGCGGCGGCGUGGGACCGCACGAUGCUGGCGCUGAGAGCGGCGUCCAUCAUCUCGCGCAGCGCCCACAACCGCAAGCUGCUCGCCUUCUUCCGCUCCGUCUCCGCCGCCAUCCACAUCCUCUCCGGCAUAUCAGCGGACCUGCGGGUGGCAGCGGCGCCCAUUAUCUCCACGCCCAUGCCCUCGCCGCACCCCGACCCCCCUCGCACCACACCGGGGAGGAGCAUCACCACCACCAGCACUAGCAGCAACAGCCGGGGGGGGGGCAGUGCGUGGGGGGCAGAGUUUGGAGUGAGGCAGGCAGGGGGCGAGCGGGACGGGGAUGCCACCUCAACGGCAGCAGCUGGUGCAGGCAGUGUGGGAAGGGAGGGGAGUGGAGCAGCGGGGGCAGCUGGGGCAGGGGGGGCAGCGGGGACAGCGGGGACAGCGGGGGGGUGGUUGAGUGGGGAGCGGCGCAGUGUGCUGGUGGGUGUGCUGCUGAGCUGCGCCACCAACGCACUCGCCCUGCUCGCCAACUUCCUCGAUGCCGAGAUGCGCCAACUCGCCCACCACCAACCCCUCCCCCCUACCCACGCCCCCCCCUUCUCCUCCCUCGCUCAUUCCCCCGCCCGCGCCUCCCCCUCCCCCCGCAGUGGCGCCCCCUCUCCGGGACUCCUGACCUCCCCCUCUGCUCGCCUGAGGGGAUCUGGCAGGAGCAGCGGCAGGUGGGGGGGGCGGGGGCUGGGGUUUGGGGAGGAGCUGGCGGGGACGGCGUGGGGGGGCAAGGCGGGGGCGCGGGGGGCGGAGGGGGAGGAUGCGCUUGCUGGGGUGCGCGAGGUGCGCGCCAUCGUGGAGGCCGUGGAGACCAAGGGGCUGGCUGCCCUUCUCGGUGUGUGCUCAUGCCCCUGCAGCCCCUGCUCCUGGGGGGGAGGGAUGGGUACGAAGCGAGCCGCCCACUGCAUAGAGGCGGGCGGCACGCUGCUGCUGGCGCUGCAGGUGAUGCGGUCGGUGGUGUACGCGAGUGUGACCGCGCGCGCCUCCUUCAUCGCCUCUCAAGGCCUGCACCAUGCCCUCGACCUCAUCGCCUGGCCCUCGCACCUCCUGCACUGCCACCUGGAGCGAAUAAUGGAGUUGGAGAACGAUCUGUUUGAGGAGUUCAGCAUCCAGCUGCUCGCAUUCUCCGUCAUCCAGGAGGCCAUGUGCGUACUGCCACCCACUGCUGCCUUGCGCCCUCCCUCCUGCCCUGCACGCACCCUCCUGCCUCGCUGCACCCGCCCGCAAUCACAUUCUUCCUUCUCUUCGCUUCACUUGCCCUCCUGCUUCCUGUUCUCUCAAACACCUAUCUCUUGUCUUCUCGCCUUCUCCACUCCCUCCCUUUCUUCUUCAACCCUCAUUUCCCAUGGCCCUUCUCUCCUCCUGCCCUCCCCUCAGAUUCCUGAACGCAGCGGCACUGGAGAUGGUACGGGACCUACACGGCUUCCCGCGCUUCUCCGCCUUCCUGAUGUGGUGCUGCCGCCCUGGGCGCAGGGCAGUCCGGAGCUCUUCGUGCGUCUCAACCGGGAGGCCCUCGAGAGCGAGUGGGUCAGCUCAAACCUACACCGUUGGAUCGACCUCAUCUUCGGCUACCAGCAGCGCGGGUUGGCAGCUAUGGAGGCAGACAACGUGUUCUUCUACCUCACAUACGAGGGUGCAGUGGACAUGGAUGCUCUAGACGACCCCAUGGAUCGCGCUGCCAUAGAGGAGCAGAUCGCCGCCUUUGGCCAGACGCCCGCCCAGCUCUUCCGCCGCCCGCACGAGCCCCGCGGCCCGCCGCCCCGCGCCGCCCGCCCGCUGCUGCACCGGCCGGCGGCGCUUGGGCUUUCUGCUGUGGUGCCGGCGUGCCCCCCUGCUGGUGGUGCUGCGAGUGGUGGUGGGGGCGCGGGGGGGAGUGUGGGGGAGGUGCUGCGGCAGCAGUGGGAGGUGGGGGUGGUGUUUGUGGGCGUGGCGCAGGGGAGGGUGGUGACAGUAACGAGGGGGCAGUGCAUGGCGGCGCGGUUGUGGAACACGCCAUACAGCUCCGGAUACCAAGUGCUGGCUGCGGACGCGCCUUUCUCUUUGAGCGAGCCGCUCAUCUCUCGGCGCAUCGGGGCGCCCUUCGCCUCCACGAGUGGGGACGUGAGUCCGCACUGCUUCGCGCUGCUGCGCGGGGCCUCUUCGCCCUUCCUUCUGUGCGCCGCACACUGGGACUGCUCCACGCGCCUCGUGGCUGUCAGUGACGGCCGCACCCUGCAGGCCGUCAGGCAGCACACCGACGUUGUCACCUGCCUCUCUGCAUCAGAGGACGGCCUGUGGAUGGCGACAGGCAGUCGCGACACAACAGUGAUGGUGUGGCAUGUGGACCGCACACAGCCACGCCCCUCAGCUGACCCAGUGCUGCCCUGCAAGCCGCACCUGCUCCUCUGCGGCCACGACGACGUGGUCACACAGGUGCUCGCCUCCUCCCCGCUCGACCUGGUGCUCUCAGCCUCACUGGACGGCUCGCUGCUGCUGCACUCGCUCUCCUCGGGCCGCUUCAUCCGCUGCAUCCGCCACCCGCUGCGCCACGCCGUGCAGCGAAUGGCGGUCAGCCAGCUGGCGCUGGUGGCCGUGCACUCCGAUGCGGACGGCUGGCUGCGUGUGGCGUCCAUCAACGGCAAGUGGCUCGCUGCCGUUCCCACCGGACCCACUGCCACCACCACUGCUUCCACCACUGCCUCUUCUCCUGGUGUUGCUGCUGGUGGUGGUGCGGAGAUUCACAAAGAAGGUGCUGCAGGGGGUAGUUCCAGCAGCGGAGAGAAUAAAGCAGCUGCGAGUAGCAGUAGUGAAAGCAGUGGGAUGCCUGGGCCUGUGUCCCUUCCUGGCUCUGACUCCACUGGCAGUCAGCUAGUCCGAUCACCAACAGCAUCCGCACCACCAACGCCAGCAUCCCCAAGACAGGCAACAGCAGCAGCGGUGGCAUCCGAGGUGGACAGUGUGACGUGCAUGGCAGCGAGUGCGUGUGGCGAGUUCCUGCUGACAGCGGGGGCGGCGGGGCGGGUGACAGUACGGUCCUUCUUCACACUGGCCACAGUGGUGGUGUACGAGGGGGUGGGCGUGCCCGCGUGCUCCAUUGCCAUCACCAGUGAGGACGCCAUUCUCGUGGGGCUUGAGGAUGGUCGUCUGCUGCUCUACUCGCUGCGCGCCGAUGCCCUCACUGACUGA
Messenger RNA from Closterium sp. Naga37s-1, 3969 nucleotides. The record is from the annotation of a GenBank genome assembly. Lineage: Eukaryota; Viridiplantae; Streptophyta; Zygnematophyceae; Desmidiales; Closteriaceae.